Messenger RNA from Harpia harpyja (harpy eagle), 925 nucleotides. Its product is annotated as E3 ubiquitin-protein ligase RNF182-like. The transcript has a single exon. The record is from RefSeq and is a predicted model, not a curated record. Lineage: Eukaryota; Metazoa; Chordata; Aves; Accipitriformes; Accipitridae.
UUAAAGAUGAAUUAUACUUGCACUGAAGGAAAGGAAAAGGUGCCUGAUGACGAACUGGAGCGCAAAAUCUGUUAUCGGAGAUUUACUGUUCACAGUUGUAAGCCCAAAAUCUUGGAUUGUCUUCACAGGAUUUGUGCUAGAUGUUUGACUAAAAUACUUCAUAUAGGAGUCGGAUCUCCCUGUGUUAGCUGUCCCUUUUGCCACCAUGAGACAGAGUUCCAUGAAGAUGAAGUUGAAGGACUACCUGAUGAUACAAACAUUAUGUCCAAGCUCAUAUUAAAACACAAAACAGCAUGGAAUUCUGACUGUAAAGAAGUAGUUUUAACACCAGAAAACUUGGCUUCCUCACGUUCUUCCCAUGGAUCAAACUACUUAGUAAUUACAAUUAUAGAAGUACAAAGAGACUCCCCAAGGACUCCCAGUCAAAGUACUGCCUCAGAUUAUUAUGCUGACCAUGGCACUGAGUCAGUAUCUUUAAGUUCUCAGAGCCAGCUAGACCAAGAUCUCUUUUGAAAGUUAUGCAAGUAUGUACGCAGAAUACUGAUAUGGCUGCUUGGAUUUCUUUACUUUGGUUCCCUCCCUCUUGGGAUCUAUUUACUAGUGAUUCAGAAAGUGACCCUAUGUGUUGUGUGUGUGAGUUUUGUUCCCUCCAGUCUAACCGUAUGUCUCAUGUAUGGCUUCUGCCAGUGCCUCUGCCAUGGAAUUUGUGACUGCUCUUCACAAAGCUGAUGUGCAGUGUUUCAUCAAUUGGUGAAUUUUUAACUGAAACAUAGAACAACUUAAUUGCAAACUUUAACCUUUAUGGACUGUUAAAAAUGCAUAUAGUAUGACAUAUAUAUGUAUUUUUGUUAAAGCACAAUAACUUGUGUGAAUACGGGCAAAAUGACAACAUGGUAUUGUUGUGGUUUUUCUUUUACUAAAAAGA